Thermochaetoides thermophila DSM 1495 is the source of this 2451-nucleotide messenger RNA. RefSeq lists its product as uncharacterized. NCBI's taxonomy places the organism in Eukaryota, Fungi, Ascomycota, Sordariomycetes, Sordariales, Chaetomiaceae. Bases 1 to 2451 code for a protein of 816 amino acids. The record is from RefSeq and is a predicted model, not a curated record. The transcript has a single exon.
AUGAGCAAAAUUGACGGUAGCGAGUCCUUUGAUCCAUUCCUGGGGUCAGGUGAAGUAGACAACCUCUUUGGCGAGCCUGACCCAUUUGGUCUGGACGAAAUCCCAUCCCUCCAGUCUCCGUCCAAGCUACCUGAUGUCUUCUUCAAGUUCGGAGAAAAACGAGAGCACAAGGAUGACACAAAAGCUUCGAAGUCUAGUCCUACAGAGACCACUCCUACAAAAGCUUCGAAACCUGCCGCCGCGAGUCUGACGUUUCCCACUCCCACUCCUAAGUCUACUAUCAGUUCGAACAUCCGCGAUGUUGGUUUCAAUCCCCCAACACCCGAUAUUCUUACACCAUCGCUUGAUCCAAGUUUGCUUACUCUUUUUCCCUUGCAGAGUCAAUAUUCCCGCCUUCCUUUGAAGGGACAAGUCAAUGCCACAAGGAUAAACACGGUCUCACAGUAUGGCAAUCCCACCCUCCCUGCCAGCAAGACUCAACUGUCACUUCUUGCAUAUGGACAUUCUCAACAGCAACCACAACAGACAGCAGCAGUAGGUAAGGGGCGAGGUUGUGGGAUGCCAGCUGUGAGCGUCCAGGCAAGCCCCUAUGGGAACCUCGACGUCCCCAUGUCCAUGCCUGCUCAGACAUACCCCUUAAACCCCUACGAAGCUCAACCCCAACCCCAACUACGACAGGACACUCACCCUCACGCUCUCAAACAGUUCGUGACCAUGCGCCAAGGUAAGAGACUCACCUACAACAGGAGACUCAAAGGUGAUCCGAAAAACGACCCCCGCCAGAUCUACGAACCACCCAUCGGCCUAGCCCCCUGGGGCCCGAUGGUGGGAACGAAACAAAAGCAUCACCUCUUUGAAUACUUCCGAGCCACCGCCGAGCUCAAGCCCAUGGUAGUCUGGAACAAAGCGCAGCUAAUCACCUUCCUCAGGGGACGGGGGCACCCGAACCCGACGCGCAAGCUAACCCUCUGGAUUCAGAACACCCCGGCACAAGUCAACGACCGGUACCCCUGUGGCACGAGCUCAUCCAAAUGUCGCUGGGAAGGAUGCCCGGCUAGGUCAAGGACGAUUCUGAAGGGCUUCUUCCGCGUCGCGUUCGACGAGUACUCCGAUCAGUCCGGUAUCGUGACCGACCCGAUGCAUAACGCAGGUUACAUGCAUCUGCACUGUUUCGAGACGCUCUUUGAUCUUGGCUACCUGAUUCAUCAUGGCGCUGCGCGCAACGGAUUCCAGAUCCUACCCGAUACCAGGGAGUUCAUGUUCGAGAGUCGGAACCCGGCCUCGCUGACCCGCGACCAUCCCGAGAUGCUCGACGCAUAUAACGAGUGGGUAGCCGAGCAGAAAACCAGGGCAGACAUGCUCGAGGCACAGAACCAGGGUAAUCCGGUCGGACAGAUGUACACGGGGUUCGAUCUGCCGCGGGUACCACCGCAUUCCCGGCGUCUUGGGUGCGUCUUGACCGAGAGGCAUCUCAGUCUCGAAGUCAAGGGCAGAGCCCAAACCCGGGAACAGCGCGGUGGUGUACACAUCGGUCUACACAAGGGCGACCUGGACCUGUAUAACAAACUGCGCCGGCGCAUGAUCGAGAGAAAGCGGCGGGAGCUGGAUCAGGCAUUGCCCGAGGAAGAAGAGGACCAAGAACAGGACCAAGUCCAAAGUCAAAGUCAAAGUCAAAGCCAAGGCCGGCCCGGGGGGACAAAGAGAAGGCGAGACGAGGACUCCUUCGAGUCCUUCCCUCAAAAUCCUAACCUCAAGCGGGUGAAACAAUACCGCCCCGCCGCCGCCGGUCCCUCCGCAUCCACAUCAUCUGCCUACGGCAUCCCCAAUCCCACAACACCACUUCCCACAUCCCAUCCCAACAAUCCCGCCUGGCUUUACAACCCACAGCCCGCUAUCCUUACUCCUAACCGUCCCCCACCCCUCCUCUUGCACCAGCCCCUCCAGCCCGCUCCCACAGCCCUCUCCCCCACAACUCUUAUCUCCCUACAAUCCCCCGGCCCUUUGACCCGGCAUCGCACGCGCGAGCUAGCCAAUUCCAUCACCGCCGACGUGCUGGCUACCACAACGCCCUAUCUUACACGCAAAUCGGCCCACGCCGCGCAGGCAAUGCUCCAGGACGCACAGGCCUUGCUUCCGGCACCGAUUUUGGAAGAACAAGUCUUCAGAGCGAUGCCGGAGUAUGCGGCGAUGGUGCUUCAACCUUGUUUGCAGCAGAACCAGAACCAGAACCAGAACCAGAACCAGGACCAGAACCAGAACCAGAACCAGAACCAGAACCAAGACCAGAACCAGGAUCAGGACCUGGGGCUGGGGCUGGGGUUGGGGUUGGGGUUGGGUCUGGGUUUGGGUCUGACCCUGAGCGAGGUUGGGAAUGGGAAUGGGAACGGAUUGGCUGUAUCGGCGGUUCCGAGGGUGCAACAGCAGCAGCAGCAGCAGCAGCAGCAGGGAUGA